CCCUUCUUCAAGAUGGCGUCGAAGAUGGGUUCGCGACGGUGGAUGCUGCAGCUGAUCAUGCAGCUGGGUUCCGUGUUGCUCACACGCUGCCCCUUCUGGGGCUGCUUCAGCCAGCUCAUGCUGUACGCUGAGAGGGCCGAGGCGCGCCGGUGAGCGGCUCCGCGCGGUCGCUGAACGUGGUGGGGGCUGUCCGGCCCGUCUCAGGAACGGGGGUGCGGUGAGGAAGCCCGACAUCCCAGUGCCCUACCUGUACUUCGACAUGGGGGCGGCCGUGCUGUGCGCUAGCUUCAUGUCCUUUGGAGUGAAGCGGCGCUGGUUCGCGCUGGGAGCCGCACUCCAGCUGGCCGUUAGCACCUACGCCGCCUACAUCGGGGGCUACGUCCACUACGGGGACUGGCUGAAGGUCCGCAUGUACUCGCGCACAGUUGCCAUCAUCGGCGGCUUUCUUGUGCUGGCCAGCGGCGCCGGGGAGCUGUACCGUCGGAAACCCCGCAGCCGUUCCCUUCAGUCCACCGGCCAGGUCUUCCUGGGCAUCUACCUCAUCUGCGUGGCCUACUCCCUGCAGCACAGCAAGGAGGACCGGCUGGCGUAUCUGAACCAUCUCCCAGGAGGGGAGCUGAUGAUCCAGCUCUUCUUCGUGCUGUAUGGCGUCCUGGCGCUGGCCUUCCUGUCAGGCUACUACGUGACCCUGGCUGCCCAGAUCUUGGCUGUACUACUGCCCCCGGUCAUGCUGCUCAUUGAUGGCAAUGUUGCCUACUGGCACAGCACCCGGCGCGUUGAGUUCUGGAACCAGAUGAAGCUCCUUGGAGAGAGUGUGGGCAUCUUCGGGACCGCCAUCAUCCUGGCCACUGACGGCUGAGUUGCACAGCCUAGCGGGAGGCUGCAAUGGGCAUGCGGAGCCACAAGGGCCACCCUAGCUUCCUCCUUGCUGGCCCAGUUAUGUUUAUUUAUGCUUUUUGGUCUGUUUGUUUGACCCUGUGUGUUGUGUGUGUGCACGCGCGCGUGUUGGUUGGAGGCAGGUCUCUUCCCCAGUUCCUGGGCUUGGGCCUUGGUGGGGGGGGGAGCCCUGGUGACUGUGCUUUACGGGUUUCUUUUUCCUGUUUGUUACGAGAGCUGGGGCCAGCUGUGCGCCUGGGUCUCCUGUCCCAGGGACGGGAGUAAGGCUGGACGAGGGUGGGGGUACCCAGGGUGGGAGCCAGUGGAAGGGAGACCGAGAACCAGCAGUGAGCCAAUGUGAAGAAUUCCUUUUCGAAACCUGCAGAUGCAGGGAGGCUUUGCAGUGCUUUUCAGAGACUGAGAGUGAGUGCGUGUGUGGACACGUGGACCAGGCCCGGGAGAGCAGAGGGGCCAGGCACCGCGGAAGUCGUGGGCUCUCAGGGUACUCCAGUGUCAGAAACAGCACUAGCUGUCACCCCCUUUGAGGGCAGAACAGGCCCCCCAUCCACUCCGGGCUGUGCAAGGGUGGGGCAGGCAGCAGCCAACUUCCUGCCUCUGGCCUUCUGUUUCCAGCCCCGUGGGGGUGGGCACCCUCCCAAACACCAGACCACACAGUCCUCCAAAAAUAAACAUUUUAUAUAGACA
Sus scrofa (pig) is the source of this 1581-nucleotide messenger RNA. The record is from RefSeq and is a predicted model, not a curated record. Lineage: Eukaryota; Metazoa; Chordata; Mammalia; Artiodactyla; Suidae.